CUCCAUGCGAGACUAGCCGCAACGGGCCGGUUGAGUCUUAUAAUGCUCAGCCCAUUUCACUACCCUCACGCGACCGCGCACACAACCUCAAAAUGUCUUCCACGAGCUCGUCCGACGCGGAUUCUCUAUAUGGACUGCCUGCGUCGCUACUUACAAAGCGCAAGCGCAUGUACAAUGAACGACCGGAUGAUACGGGCAAAAAGAUGCGAGCUGGUGGCAUAAAUGAACCGUUGGAGGUUGACGGAAACACAGCGCAGCAGGAGGUAUUGGAAGACGCAGACGACGAGGCCUCGCAGUCAUCAGGCAACGAGACCUCUAGAUCGCUAGACAAGAAAACCGCAGCCCCGUCCGGUGUGGAAAAGGAAGGUACGACUACUCGAGCCCCAGCUAAACGAAAGCGCAACAUCGGUGAACAGUCCGAUGGUCCAAACAAAACGAAUCGGACGGACGAGAUAGGCAAACCAAAACGCCAAGGUCGAGACGACAGGCCGCCCGAUUCUGCAGACGCGCAACUGGCAAGCAUCAUAUUCCACUUCGACAAGGCAGACGUCGACCCCGACGGAAAGUUCGAUAGCCUUGUGGACCUUCUCCAAACCACCACCCUCAAUGAACCGCCCUCCCUAUUCGCCAAAUACAACCACUGGAUCCUCGCUCACCCGUGCGACCUCCUCAACCGGGCUCUCCCCGAUGACCCGGCAACCGUCGACGAGUUAAGUCGGUUCAUGUGUGACGAAAUCGUGCGCAUGUACGCAGACCCGCUUCGGGCUUCGAAGUUCAAGCCGCCGCUUCCUCCUACGUGUCAUCCUUGCUUCCCAUUCUGGAUGGAAGAGCAUCCGGCGAAUGACGUUAUAAGGAAAAUGUGGCCGGACGUGCGGUACAGAGAGGACGCACUGAAGAAAAAACGCACGGAUUCUCCCAUGCAAGGCCAGAAAGACAGCAUUUACGAUGCUAGAGGCUCACCGAUAUCGCCUAAUCCUCUCGCCGAACAUCCCGACUUCAAUGGCCCGGGGUAUAGGGUUGAAGAUAUGGGCAUAGCGUGGCAUCUUCUUCCUGAUUUGUAUGCCGGACGAAUCGUCGCACUUAAGCGUGCCUGUAAGCCGUGAAUAUAGUCCCCAGAACAUACAUAUAUGAAUAUAUGGC
Trematosphaeria pertusa is the source of this 1140-nucleotide messenger RNA. RefSeq lists its product as uncharacterized. Lineage: Eukaryota; Fungi; Ascomycota; Dothideomycetes; Pleosporales; Trematosphaeriaceae. The record is from RefSeq and is a predicted model, not a curated record. The coding region runs from base 93 to 1103 and encodes 336 amino acids. The transcript has 2 exons.